Molecule: messenger RNA, 420 nt
Organism: Pelobates cultripes (western spadefoot toad)
Lineage: Eukaryota; Metazoa; Chordata; Amphibia; Anura; Pelobatidae
Source: the annotation of a GenBank genome assembly
AUGGGAGCCAGUGUGAGCUGCAGGAGGGGAGGUCAUGUACCAAAGGCAAAUGCUCUGUGUAAUCGUGUGAUUUCCCCAGAAAGCUGUGUGGACAUUAACCAGGCCACUGAAGAGGAGCUUAUGACCCUACCAGGAAUUAACCGAAACUUGGCCCAAAGCAUCACAAUACAUCGGCGAAAGCUGGGUGGCUUCCGGCGGGUGGAGGAUCUGGCGUUGGUCACAGGAGUUGGAGCAGAGCGAAUGCUAAUUUUGCGGCCAGAGCUGUGUGUGAGGAAGCAAACCCGAUCGCAGAUCGAGAAUAAUGGAUCAGAGUCCAUCUUUAAUGAGGGUGGUUCGGCUUCUCAACUGUCAACAGACUGUAAGCAGCAGGACAGGACAUUGCAAUACCUUGAAGUCAUCCCCCCCUCUAAGUUAGCAUAA